This is a messenger RNA of Penicillium canariense, 1068 nucleotides long. RefSeq lists its product as uncharacterized. Bases 1 to 1068 code for a protein of 355 amino acids. NCBI's taxonomy places the organism in Eukaryota, Fungi, Ascomycota, Eurotiomycetes, Eurotiales, Aspergillaceae. The transcript is spliced from 7 exons. The record is from RefSeq and is a predicted model, not a curated record.
AUGGCCGGCACUCUACCUCCUCUAUUUGAGAUCUCGGGCGAUGACCAUGGCGGAUACAGUGCUGUCGCAGUCUAUACCUUGCUGGCAUUGACAAUUGUCAUUGUGUCCACCCGCCUUUCCACUCGAUGGUUUAUCGGCCGUGUCAUCCAUUCCGACGACAUAUUGUUAGCUAUUUCCUUGUUACUAGGAAUCAUACAGAGUAUUCUAGCUCAGCUUGCAAUAUCCAAUGGACUUGGCCGGCGGGUGUUGAAUCUAGGCGACCACCAGCUUGUGCGGUAUCUGAAGUACGAAUAUGCCGCCCAAAUUCUCCUCAUUGCGACAAUUGCGUUUAGUAAGCUUUCGCUGGGCCUAUUGUUUAAAACCUUGAUGACAUCGCGUCGUUCGUCCAUUGCGAACCACGCGCUGAUGGGGGUGAUUAUUGCAUGGGCCCUGGCUUCGAUUCUGGCAUUGGCGUUCCGAUGCUCCAUGCCAACCCCGUGGAGAUGGGACCAGCCAGGCCAAUGUAUCAACCAGGCCGUACUUUUCCAAGUCAUUGGGGCGUUAAACAUUGCCACAGAUAUCGCACUGGUGGCACUUCCGUGCACGUUGAUUCGUAAUGUGCAGUUGUCUCGAUGGAAACGGUUCAGAAUUAUGGCGUUGCUGGCCAGUAGAUUGCUGGUCUGUAUUGCGACUGGCCUUGGGGUUAAAUAUACCGUCAAAAUGUUGGAUUCGCCUGAUGUUACAUGGGCGAACACUAAUUCCACCAUUUGGGACCAAGUCAUGAUGAACCUUAGUAUCAUCACCACCGCCCUCCCAUCCCUCGGACGCCUCGUCAUGGAGCUCCAACCCAGCGUCUACGCAUUCACCAUCAAUGACGACAUAACGGAUCCACGCACACCGGGCGACAGAUACAAAUUCUCGUCUAUGGCCAAAUCAGUGGACCAAGGAUUAAAACCUGGGACUUCGGUUCAGGUGACAAGCGGAUGGCGGGAGUCACUUAAGGACGAUGGGGAAAGUACAGAGGGACUGGUCUCGGGUGCAGAUCAGCAAAAUGUGAUCCAGCAGACCAUUCAUUUUGAGGUACACUAA